CAGAGUUCGCUUCAAGAACAUACCCUCAAAAUGAGUUUGAAAAAAUGGGAGAAUGACGAGGAAAUUAAAAUAUUCCGGGAAUAUUUAAGAAUUCCAACCGUACAGCCAGAUGUGGAUUAUACCGCUUGUGUGGAGUUCCUUAAGCGUCAGGCGAGCAGCCUGAAUCUGCCAGUGGAUGUGGUGUAUCCUGCGCUUCCAUCGAAGCCUGUGGUGAUCAUAAAGUGGGAAGGCAGCCAGCCGGAACUCCCCUCGAUCAUCCUGAACUCCCACACGGAUGUGGUCCCGGUGUUUCCUGACAAGUGGACUCACGAGCCAUUCAGCGCCGACAUAGAUGCCGAGGGUCGGAUCUACGCCCGAGGUACGCAGGACAUGAAGUGCGUUGGCACCCAGUAUCUUGGUGCCAUUCGAUCCCUGAAGGCCAGCGGAUUCCAACCCAAGCGGACUCUGUACGUGUCCUUUGUGCCAGAUGAGGAGAUCGGUGGCAAGUUGGGAAUGGCCGAGCUGGUAAAGACCGAGUACUUCGCGAAGAUGAAUGUGGGCUUCAGCCUGGAUGAGGGCGCUACGAGCGAGACGGACACAUAUCAUUUGUUUUAUGCCGAACGUUUGCGAUGGGGAUUCAAAUUGAAAUUCAACGGAACUUCUGGACACGGUUCCCUCUUGCUGCCAAACACCGCGGGAGUGAAGCUCAACUAUGUCCUGAAUAAGCUGACAGAGUAUCGCAGCUCGCAGGAAGAGCUUCUGGCAAAGGACCCGACCCUGAGCAAAGGUGAUGUCACCACCGUGAAUCUCACUCAGCUGAGCGGCGGAGUUCAGAGCAAUGUGGUUCCCCCGUUCUUCGAGGCGGUCUUCGAUCUUCGAUUGGCCGUCACUGUGGACGUGGUGGCCUUCGAGAAGCAGUUACGCGACUGGUGCAAAGAGGCUGGAGACGGCGUGGAAUUGGAGUUCAUCAUACAGGAGCCGUACGUGGCACCCACGAAGCUAGACGGAUCGAACCCUUUCUGGGUUGCCUUCAAGGCAGCUUCCGAUGAACUUGGAUUAAAGGUCCAUCCCAUCGUCUGCCCGGGUGCCACCGAUAGCCGCUACAUUCGCCAGAAAGGAGUCCCGGCCAUUGGGUUCUCACCCAUCAAAAACACCACUCUAAGGAUCCACGAUAAUGAUGAGUUUCUGCAUGCGGAUAUAUACUUGAGUGGCAUCGAAGUAUACAAGAAAAUCAUUCCAAAUCUAUCUAAUGCCUAGAACAUAUUGCUGAUACCAAGUGCAAGCCUCUUUUGUAAUAAAGAUUGAUCUUUAAAUAAAGAUUCGCUGAACAGAUUAA
Drosophila persimilis is the source of this 1315-nucleotide messenger RNA. Its product is annotated as aminoacylase-1. Gene Ontology annotation, molecular function: aminoacylase activity. Gene Ontology annotation, biological process: amino acid metabolic process. Gene Ontology annotation, cellular component: cytoplasm. Bases 31 to 1236 code for a protein of 401 amino acids. The transcript is spliced from 4 exons. The record is from RefSeq and is a predicted model, not a curated record. Lineage: Eukaryota; Metazoa; Arthropoda; Insecta; Diptera; Drosophilidae.